AUGGUUCACAAGGUAGCAACUGUUGGGUUUGUAGGCUUCCUUGUCUUCAGAGGAGUACAAGGUCUAACUGGAUCCAAUGGUAGUGUCAAAAGGAAAGAGCAAAAUAUCAUCAGAUUUCUACUUUCACAAGUCGAAGCUGCAUCACUCUUGAGCAUCGUUGAUGUGAAUGGUGACAAGGCUGCUCCUAUCUACAAGUUUCUGAAAUCAAGCAAAGGUGGACUUGUUUCUCUCAUUGCAUUGUUUCCAUUGGAGUUAAAGCCAUUGUUGUAA
Messenger RNA from Arabis nemorensis, 270 nucleotides. Lineage: Eukaryota; Viridiplantae; Streptophyta; Magnoliopsida; Brassicales; Brassicaceae. The record is from the annotation of a GenBank genome assembly.